UAGACGCGUUUAGUUGCUUUUCGUGCGAACCCCGACGACGAAAUCAUUCCAUCCAGCCGUCGAAGCCGUGUUCUCGGGGGUUUGGGAUUGUGAUUUUGUAUAAAUCUCUAAAGUUAUGUGCCAACAACUAUACAAAACAAAGAUAAUCUGAAACGUACGAGCUGACUGCAAAGCUGCGAAGGAUCUGCCGAGCCCGCAUUAUCUGUGAUAUACAGCUCAGCCUCUCGUCCGUCCUAUAAGGGCUGGGCCACUCGGGGCUAGGAGGCGUCCGCAGCAGCUUCCAGCGGUGAUCUCACCCUGCCCUCUGCCAUAGAGGCAUUAAACACUGCUACCUGCUUAAUUGACUGCAUCACUACGAACCAUUGUUACUUAGUCUAUAAUUGAAACAAUAUGCAAUCUGUGAACAUAAGUAUAAUACUAGGUGGAUAUUGUAGAAAAUUAUUCUAUUUAUAAAUAAUUGUCUGAUGUCUAAUGUUUCUGUAAUAUUAUGUGUUCCACGUCUAAUUAAGGAUAAUUGUUACUCCAAUAUUGAUACUGUUACCGAACCAAUGCAAUGUAAUAACUCCACCUCGACAUUGGUGGUAAACACAAAUAAAUUUGGUGCUUUUGAGCGAGUCUAUAAGAAGAAUGAGAGUCAGCGAGUUAGUGUAAAAAUGGUAGAUAAUAAUAUUUAUAAUGUAGAGUUUGUUGAUAGUAUCCAACAAAACCAAAUGAUUGGCGAUACGCCUAACUACUGCAUUCCUUUAAAGAUUAACGCCAUAACAGUCCAGGGUAUCUCAUACAGUGACCCAUAUUUCAGUAGCUUUAACUUAAAGUAUAAGAUGGCGUUUGGAGCGCCAGAGUAUAUGAACAAGUCUGAUUACGCUUUUAAAUCCUCAGUUUGUAUUAUACAUGAUGAGCCUUGCGAGACGCAACUAUUGAACGAAAAGUCUGCUCGUGAUAUGAUAUGCAAAACGAAAACUCGAAUGAUUACUGACGACGACAAGUCUGCAAGAACAUACCAUGACAAUAAUGUUGGUUUUGGGGCCGCGAGCUCUGAGUCAGCUUUGAAAGUAUUCGCAAACGGUGAUCUCACUUUGGACGGGAUGUUGGAACUCAGUAGACACGAGGGCGACCUGAUGAAGACUUUGGGGGGCGCCGUAGACAGCUGGGGCGUGCCGCGCCGGCUCCGGCUAUGCGGCGGCGGCGAGAGCUCGCUCAACGCAGCAACCGGCUGGGGCAGCCCGCCUGCUUCGAACAAUAACGGUGGGAAUUGGGGCGGCAACUCCAGUGGCCAAACUAACAGUGGAUCGAACAAUACUCAACAAUGGAAUAAUACGGCCCAGCGGCCGCCUACUUCUCAAGCCGACAGAUUGUUUCUUGCAGUGAACAGCAACAAAGCGAACGGCAACCAGAUGCCGCCUACCAGUGCUGCCUCAGGCCAGAACUGGCAGAGCUCUCCGCCUAACAUGCCAAAUUCACAGUCCAACAACAAUGGUGCGCCUGCAAGCAAUGGCACGAACAACUCUGGAAACGGGAAUGGAGCGAACCCUUCCAAUCCGGCUGCGAAUUCUAACGGGCCUUCUGCUGGGAACGGAAACGGGAAUAACGUCAACAGCACGUCCUCUGCCAAGAUCGAGAUCAACUCAAUGAGGGAGGCUCUCUUCAGCCAAGAUGGUUGGGGUGGACAACACGUCAACCAAGACACCAACUGGGAUGUACCCGGAUCACCCGAGCCCGGCUCGAAGGUGGAGCCCACGGCCGGUGGACCUCCGGCAUGGAAGCCGAGCAUCAACAACGGCGCUUUCCUCGGAACCGAUCUCUGGGAGGCGAACCUCAGGAACGGGGGCCAGCCGCCGCCGCAGCCCGCCGCGAAGACCCCCUGGGGGCACACGCCCACGACGAACAUCGGGGGCACGUGGGGCGAGGACGACGACGCCGCCGACUCGGCCAACGUGUGGACCGGGCCGCCGCCGCCGCAGCAGUGGCCGGCGGGCCCGCCGCAGCACGCUCAGCAGUGGGCAGUGCCGAAAAAGGACGAUUGGAACGCGUGGGGCGAGCCGCCGCGUGGCGGGGACCCGCGCCUCGACCCGCACGGCCGCUCCGCCGACCCGCGGCAGCAGCCCAACGACCCGCGCCACGACCUGCGCGGCGGCAUCUCCGGCCGCCUCAACGGCGACAUGUGGAGCCAGCACCACCAGCACACCGGGCCCAACAAGAUGAUGCCCAGCGGCGGCGUCAACCAGUGGGGCGCGCAGGGUCCCAAGGAAUCGAUCAAAGCGACCGGCUGGGAGGAGCCGUCGCCGCCGGCGGCUCGCCGAGCGGCCGGGGGCUUCGACGACGGGACGUCAUUAUGGGCGCAGCGCGGAGGUAUGGGAGGCAUGGCCGGCCGCGGCGCCACGCAGGGCCCGCCGGCCCCGCAGCGCAUCCCGCCCACGCCCACGAAACCAGACGCGGUUUGGGGAGCCCACGCCCAGCGCAACGGCUCCUGGGAGGAGCCCCACGCGCCUGGCUGGCCCGAGCGCGACGCUUCAGCUUGGCCCGACCAGUCCGGCCCUGCCCUGUGGCCCGUGCCCAAGCCUAAGCCCACCGGUCCCGGUGGUGGCUGGCCCGACGACAUCGGAGAGUGGGGCGGCCCUAAGCCCCCGCAGGCCGGACCUCUCGGCAAGCAGCUGCCGAAGGAAGUCAUCUGGAACAGCAAGCAGUUCAGGUUCUUGGUGGAGAUGGGUUUCAAGAAAGAGGAGGCCGAAGCGGCGCUCCGCAGCCGCGAUAUGAAUGCUGAAGAAGCCUUUGAAUUAUUGUCGAACGGCGCUCGCGAUGGAUGGAGGCGCGACGAGUUCCACCACCAGCCCUUCCAGCCGCCACCGAAUGUCCCAGCGGUGUCCCCCGCCGUGGCUCAGAAGCUGUUGAGUCAGCCGCCGCCGCAAACGGUGCAGCAUCAUCACUCUUACAACCCUAACAGUGGCACCGGCAACAGCGGUCAACCCAGCACAGCACAACUUCGCAUGCUGGUACAACAGAUCCAGAUGGCGGUGUCAGCAGGCUACCUCAACCACCAGAUCCUCAACCAGCCGCUGGCCCCUCAGACGCUCGUGCUAUUGAAUCAGCUGCUGCAACAGAUCAAAGUACUGCAGCAACUGGUGCAACAACACUCGCUGGCGCUGUCCAAGGGCAACUCCACGCUCGCGCUCCAGUGCUCCGUGCAGAUUACCAAGGCUAAGCAGCAGAUCACUGCUCUCCAAAACCAAAUCGCGAACCAGCAGGCUCUAUACAUGAAGCAGCAGGCCGGCGGCGCCGACCUGUUCAAGCCGAGCCACGACCCGCUCGCCGGGCUGCAGAAUAACUUCAGCGAUAUGGGCAUCUCUAAGGACACGCAGUCGGCGUAUGGUGCAAGUGGCAACCAGCAAUCGCGACUGAACCAGUGGAAGCUGCCUUCCCUGGACAAGGAUGGUGAGGGUUCGGAGUUCAGCCGUGCCCCUGGAACCGCCAAGUCCACCACCAGCCCUCAGCUCAACCAACUUGGCCUGCAACCUGACUCCACAUGGGGCGUCGGGCGCGGCUCCGAGGGCUGGGGCGACGCGGGCGCCGACGUGGCCGACGAAGAAUAUGUUUGUCCCCGCUGGUUCAGCACAUGGGGCGUCGGACGCGGCUCCGAGGGCUGGGGCGACGCGGGCGCCGACGUGGCCGACGGCAAGGACGCCUGGCCCGCGCACCCCGCGCACCAGCCGGUCUACGACCUCGUGCCUGAGUUCGAGCCUGGCAAACCCUGGAAGGGUAACCAGAUGAAGAACGUCGAAGACGACCCAGCAAUGACGCCUGGAUCCGUGGUCCGCUCGCCUCUAUCUUUGGCCGCGAUCAAAGACACGGAUAUGCUCGGCGGGAAGACUUCGCCCCCGGGCGGGGAGCGGUCGCUGUCUUCGUCCACGUGGAGCUACGCCCCGCCGGCCACUUCGGCGGCCAAUGCGCUGAAGCCUCCGGCUGAUACGUGGGCCGGCAAGCCUCGGCCUGCGCCCCCUGGUCUAAACAAGCCCUGGCCGCAGCACCAUAAUGCGCAGCAGAGGCCCGUGUCCUCCUGGCAGGCGUCUACUUGGCUGCUGCUCAAGAACCUCACGGCCCAGAUCGACGGGUCAACGCUGAAGACCCUGUGCAUCCAGCACGGGCCGUUGCAGAACUUCCACUUGUACUUGAACCAGGGUCUCGCCCUCGCCCGCUACUCCACUCGCGAGGAGGCGGCUAAGGCUCAGAUGGCGCUAAACAACUGCGUGCUUAGCAACACGACCAUCUUCGCGGAGUCACCAGCCGAGUCCGAGGUGCAGAUGAUCCUGCAGCACCUCGGCUCCGGCGGCGGCGGCGCGUGGCGCGGCUCCAAGGACUCGUGGGGCGGAUUCCCAGGGCUCUGGCCCGAGCACGACCAGCGAGCCACGCCCUCCUCGCUGAACUCCUUCCUCCCGCCCGACCUCCUCGGCGGCGAGUCCAUCUAAACCACGGUAAGGCGCACUCACCGGCAGCGGGCGGCAGCAUCCGCGUGACGCCGCCAGCGAUUAAGGGCUGCUUUUGUAAAGCACGUUUAGACACGUUUGUAGGCAAUUUUGCAGCGACUCGUGUCUGCGUAAAUUCGCAUCAUUCGCGAUCUCAACUUGCAGAAGUUCCUGACGUUUAGAGACGCGCAAAUUUCUGCAAGUUAGACUCAACCUAAACCUGCUGUUCGGCUCUGGAAUCGCUCGCGGCGGGUCCGAUCGCCCGCGGCGAAUCUCCUACCGUGUCAAUUUGGUCGCGGGCGCGGCCCUAUGUGUCUAGUUGUAAUUACGCUUUACGGUCCCCCGUAUGGGGACAGACUAAUUUUAUUCGCCUAGUCAGAUCGUGUCGGACGCGUCGCGUCGCGUCGGGACGCGGUGCGACGCGGCCGCGGUAGCCAACUGUCCACAACUAUAUUAUAUCUACUGUGUUGUAAGUGUUCAUGUAGAUUAUUUAGUGUACAUAAGAAUUAUACAUAUACAACGGCAGACAUAGAAUGUAUCGGUUAUGAAGUUGUAAGUAGUAGGUCGCGGCGGUGCGCGUGUGGUGAGACCGCGCGCGCGCCGCCGCCGGGACUGUAGUAUCCUGUAACUCUACCAAAUAAUCGUGUCGGUGUAGAUAGUUGCGUCGCGGGCUACCUCAGUCACUCGUCCCGUGGCCUUCUUUUAGUCUGUAUUUAUUUUGUUGCACUCGAGGGCUGUUGCUGUUACGCCCGUCGAGAUGUUGCGUUCCGAGUUUCUUUCGUGUUCGUUUUUUAUUUUUCUCGUUUUAUCCAUACUGAUGUAUUUUUAAUUAUUUAUUCUGUUUUGAAUUCUCACUCGUGAUGAGCCUUUCGUUUUCCAGUAGUGAUAUUUUAUUCAGCAAUAAAUGUGUAAGUGCAUUUCGCAGACUAACAAAUGUUUACAAUUAGUUUGUAAUUUUUAUAAAGAUAACAAAAAUUGAAAAUUAUGAGAUUCGAAGUGCAUUCUUGUAGUGGUAAAUUCCUUUUAAGCUGUAUAGUCUGAAGUGGAAAUGAGUAUAUACAAAUAUACGUUGGAGGCCGCGGCGGGCGGGCGGGGCCGCGGCUCCGUGCAAUCCAGUUAUCCUGUGAUGUAAUUAUCUUGCCUAUUGUAAGGAUAAUCUAUUUUGUUGGAGCGAUCCAGUAGAGAGUCGCCGGCGGUCCGCCUCCGUCGUAGCUGAUGUUUCCCCAAAUUAUUUCCAGUAUUUGUGAUUCAAGUGCCACUUUAUGUUUAAUAUAUGAAACGAUUAUCUAGAUUAUACGAUUAAUGUAAGGGUAACCUAAUAUAUUAUUAAAUUGAAAAUUGUUUUAUCAUUUUAUAUUACAUACAUUUGUGAGAAGUGUUAAAAAGUACUAUAAUUGACAGUAAAUAUUACACUUUUGUGUAUAGGUAAGAAUAAAGUUCUAAUAACUUAAAUUUAGCCAUAUCAAUAUCUAUUUAAUAAAAGAUUUGUGGUAUUUUCUAUAGGCUCAAUUUGAAAGUUAUUCAAAGUGACAUAUGCUUUAGAUAUUCUGUUAAUAAUAUACUUGUAGUCGUAGUCUCCAUGUCGGUAUUACAACAUCAUUGUAGAUAUAAGUAUACACUUAAGUCCUAUCGUAGGUUUCGAUAAGAAUACUAUUGAUAUUUAACUUGCAACGAUCGCACUUGUAAAUGUUCGUUAUGAUAAAGUUUAUUUACAUUUUUAUUUACUUUUUAAUUUAUUAAUGGUGUGCCACAGAGAUACUCUGCCAAAAUAUAUCAUUACCAAUAUAUUACGGGAUUAGCUAAGUAGAGAGGCGUCGGGCGUAGACUUAGGAGCGCCGGGCGCUCGAAGCGGCCCGGCGUCGCGUCGCGAUCGUCCCGGCGUCGCCCCGCGGUCGUCCCGGCGUCGUCCCGGCGUCGCCCGCGGUCGUCGCGCCCGCGCCCUCCGCCCUGACUAGAGACUCCGGGCUUCAGCCCAUGACCGUCGACGACGGACCCACCACGCUUUACGAUCCGCGAGAUCGACCACACAAAGCGAAUGACUAAUGUACAUUGUAUCUGUAUUCGUGCAUCUUCCAGUGAUCUUACAAUUAAACGUAACGACUAGUGCUAAGUUAGGUGUAUAAGUAUUCGCUGUACCUUGUCGAGCCUCGCGCUCGAAAACUUUCACAAAUUAAUGAAUUAAGUUAGGAGAACGCGAUAUUGGAAUAAUAUAUAUUUGUGCGUUAUGGACUCUUAAUCGCUUCGGACCUGUAGUAGUUUAGAGUUAACUAAAUGUUUCGAUGUAUGAUGUGUUCAUUUAGAGACAAAAUAGCAUUUCUCAUUACUACCUUAAUAACUUACUAUAGGGACCGACGAUGUUUCUCUUAAUCGCAUGAUCUUUGUUGCCUUAUUUUUUGCGAAUCGUUAACGACUGUAGCAGUGGAAGUUUUAACACGCGAAAUAUUCGGUUUGAAUUCCAUUGGAGUCGACAGUAACAUCUAAACCGCAAUAUUGAAGGCUCGGCAUGUGCAAUCGCGCCAACAUUGUAUCGCCAAGGGGCCAUAAUAUAUUGUCGUGAUGUAUAGCGUUAGAUUGCCAAAGAAUGAGUAUCAAAGAUAAUGGUGUCUAAAACUAGAUUGCAUCUCUGUGCUUGAUAACGAUUCUUCCAAAUUGUUUUAAAAUUAAUUUUGUGGUACGGGUUAUUGAUCUGAUGUUCCUAUAUCAUUCGUGUAAUGUCUAUGCAACAAUAGUACACACUAACAGGUCGAUGUCAAUUCUAUUGUUGUCAAGCUCAAUUUACGUGAGGGUGUUUCUUUUAACUAUUCGAUAAAAUAAAAUAAAAAUAAAAAAUACAAAAAAACGUUACAAUUUUAAACUGAUAUUAUUCUGUCCACUCGUACACCAAUAUUCAUAAAGCUUCAAAACGCAGUGUUUACUGGUGACUUAGUGAAUUUAAUACAGCAAUAAAUGUCAUUAUAAAAAAUUAUAAUUUUUAUAAGAGUUUUCCAUUUUUAAAGUUAGACAAACCGAGUAACGGAAAGUAUAACGAUCCAGUGCCCUGUAGAAUACGUUGUCCAUAGAUUAAAGACAAAAGUAAUGCCUUGAAGUGUUUAGUCAGUUAAAGGUAACAGUACUUAAUAAUGGGUAUAAUGUUAGGCGUUGUGCUGUAGUGGCGUAGAGCGAGCGACAAGGUUGUGACGAGAGCCCACGCCGCGAAGCUGAAUCUCCUCUCGGUUCAUUGACUGCAUCUAUUUCCUGCACACAAUUGCCCAUGUGCAAUUUUACUCUGUGUUAUUAUUAUGUUGUUGUAUAUUUAUUACUUACAUCUAUACCGUAAUAUGUAUAUAAUGUGAAAUUUAUAUUCAUAUAAAAAGAUUUUAAUACGCUUCACGCUUUCACUUUUAACAUUUUUUCGUAACUUGUUUCUGUUAUUUAGAAUAAAUUUACGUACCUUAAUAUAAUAAUUAUCAUAGGUGUAAAUGUAAGAAAAUAAUGAAAAAAAUAAAAAAAACGAAAAAAAAAAAGAAAAGCAAUUAAAUAAACCAAUGAUUGUGCCUCAAUGAACUGUGGUACGUUACCGUAACCGAUGGCAGGUGUAAUCGUUUCCUUUGAGAAUGUAUUGUAAUGAAUUGUGCACUGGCCCCGGGAGCGGCCGACUAGUGUAGACAAUAUAAGGCUGCGUGCAGCGGGGCUCCGCGCCCACGCCUUGUGUAAUCAUAAAAGAGCUUAGCUAUGUUUUACUUUUAUUGUAAGUGUUAUGUCGUCAAUCAACAUUUUAUAUAUACCUAUGUGUAAAUAUUUUUAUCUAUUUAUUUUUGGUUUUUUCAUGAAGUUUACCCGAAUUAACGUGUAACUUUAAAUUAGUUGCUUUAUUUUGAGUCAGUUUCGUAUAUUUUUUUAAUCCGCACGGUAUACGUGCGUGUUCAAAUCCAAAUUCGUGUCUAUUCCAUAACUUGAAUGCCAAAGUCGAUGUCUAUGCCAUUUAACGACCACUAAUGUUCUUAGAUAAUCUGCGUCGAUCUCUGACAUCACAACAAACUAUUUGAUCGUACAAAUGCGAGCCAUUUACAAAAAAUAUAAUUAAAAAUAACAGCCACCGCGGAGGUCGUUGUUCUAUCCAAGCUGCUCUGGUUAUUUUAGCUCAAGUAUUCAAAUAGUAGUUUGCUCAUAAUAUUGUUGUUAAUUUUAAUGUUUAAUUGUAUUAAGGCUGGGGCUCGCGGGGGCAGUAUGCCGGCGCUCAUGAUCCUUAUGACGUGACACCCGUUAACAAUUAGAGGAGUAAUGGUUGCUGUGAUCACUUGACUGAAGUUCAAAUAGAAUUGGUUAGUGAUAAGGGGUUAACUGGAACGGUGGAGCUGCAUACUGGCCCUGUGCGUCAUCGACACUAAUAACGCUUUUCCCGUAAGAGUGGAGUAAAAUUCUAAAAAUAAUGUAAUCUCCAUUAGCUUGUAGUGUUGUGAGACCAUACCAUGAGUCGACGUAUUCAGUGAGUUGGGUAUGCCGCCUAUAAUUUAUUUUAACUGUCACCUCGUUUUUAUAUUAGUGUAUUACGUAAAUCUCAGAUUAUACCUGAUGGCUGUUGCAACUUACAACGACAGACUGUUCCCCAGUCGACCACUUAGCAACCAGCCCUUGCUUCGGUCACAAUGUACUUCUGGCGCAUGUUACUUAUUUCUAUUUCACAUAUAGGGACCAAAAUAUGUAUGAAUAUCGUGUUUCGCUGAACACUUACAUCCAGCUGAAUUGACUCAACGCAUACUAAAAGACAUUCUCAUUUUCCAUAAUUGUUAAUAUAUUUUGCUGUCGCAUAAAUCAUUAUGAUGUUAUAUGACAUUAUGUAGUGAUAGUGUACAAUAUUCAGAAGGGCCUUUAAUUUUAAAUAAGGUUAAAGUUUUUGCUUGUUGUCUUUAUUUAUAUAUAUUUUUGUACGUUACGACGACGUUGGCGUCCUACAAUAGAAGCGCAUUAGGUGAUAUCUACAAAUAAACUAGUCUUCCUUAUUUAUGAGGGAUCGUGGUGAUGGACGUCGGCACAAGAGGCAAUCAUUCCUCUAGUCUUGUUAUGUGGUGCGUUUAAGUGAAUACCAAAUAUAAAAUAAAGAAGGCUUUUGACGUAGUGUGUAGAGGUUAUGAUAGUCGGCCCGAGCAGCUUGGAACCCUGUGACAUGUUACAAGGGAAUGGUUGGGUAGUAUUAUAAUAAUGCAUUUAUUUCUCUUUUAUCAUAGUCACUCAAGCAUAUAUUUUUAAUUAAUUGAGCUAAUGCCUAAAAUUGGAAUAUCAGAGUUUAUUUAGGAUGUUUCAUAUUUUACAUUUUAGUGUUUAAAUAUCUAAAAUUUACCUUAAUUAUAGUGAAUGGAUUUUUGUAUUAUUGGUAUAUAGCUGUAAGUUAAAGGGUGUUCUUGAUAAACAACAAAACAACUGAUUAAAUACAAAGUAAAAAAAAAUGAACUGAGUGACUUUACGUGUAAACAGAGGGCCAUUGAUAAAAACGUUGAACUAAGCUAAAUUCUCUAUGUGGUAAUUUAACUAAAUGUGAUUGCUGAAUAUUUUUAACUGCUAUAUGUAUAGUAAUUAUAGAUCAGUAAGUCGCCAUUUAUCCGUUAGCUCAGUGAGCGGUAUCGAAGUAUAUGCACACCAGUAUAGUUUAUUUAUUGUAAUCGCUCGAGUCGCGCCACUUCGACGCGCGGCGCGCGAGUCGGAAACUGCGAACACGGCAAAGUUUCCCUCGCCCGCCGUCAGGGUGGCGCGGCGCCAGCGGCGUACCUUCUGUGCUAGUUUGAAUUCAGUAAAGUUGCAUUUGAUUCAUUGUUCAAGGACUAUGUAGCGUUUAUGUAUAUAUGUAUGUGUAUCAAGGCCAACCCCCCACCAUGUUAAUUGAUGCAGUAGACUCCAGGUGCUAGCUAACUGCACGACACUGCUUCUCUAGUCUCUCUCGCAUUCGAACAUCGCUUUAAAGUAAGCUUUUGUUAUCGAGCAUAAUUAACGAUCAUAUCCUAAUAUGACUAGUUUAUAUUCGUAUUAUUCUUUCAUUAGAUCUCUGUUGUACCUGUUUGAAAUUGUUUAUAUUCAAUGUUCAUUGUACGCUAGGAAGCGCUCCGGUCUCGACGCACCGCGCUUCACGAUAUACGUAACGUAGUAUAAUGACCAAACCCUUAGUUCCCCUGAACGACAAACCUCUCACUAUACCAUAUCUAUUGGCGUCUUAAUCAAUACUCUGUGCUCUUAAAUUAGUCACUUUUGUACCUUGAUUGUACUUGAAUAAUAACCUAGUAAGUGAGGAACGACUAAUCCAAUUCUGAAAUAUACUUAAUUUAAAUUUUGACAGACUGAUAUCUGUGAUUAAGAAAAUAUUUUUAAAUAUUAUCCAGUGAGUCGGAUGAAAAUAUUUAUUUUAUUAGAGGUUUCCUACUGCCGUCAGCGCAUAUACUAUGUGACGAGACACUACUGCUUCGUAUAUUUUUUUAAAUUAGUGAUGUAUCGAGUUGGAUACUUGUUCAACGACCGUUAUCGACGCGCACUUUGUUGGUCGUGUGGUACAGCGCUAGCAAGCUCCGUACCGACCCCUGGGCAGCUCCAAGCCGUCCCACGACUACCAUGUCCUCGUCCUUACACGCAGAGACUGACAAAAGAGAAAUUAUAUCAAUACCACCGAUGCCAUCUGAAAUGUUUUCUUAAAUAUUUGAUCUUGAACGUUGCAUAUCUACUACAUUUCUAAUUCGAAUUAUUUUGUUGUAUUCAUAUCUGUAAUUUCCACAAAUAUGAGUUAAGUUUGAUAUUUAUAAAAGUCCUUAAGUUAUCAUAAUAAUGGAAACAAAAUUGAAUGCCUGUAGUUGUGUAGUGAGUGACAUCUCUCUAAAAUACUAAAGUGAUUGGCGUUACAAUAAUAAAAUAAUAUUUUGGUACCACCUUUGAGUUAAAGUACAAUGUAGUUUAUAAAGCGUGUUUCAUUGAUGUACGUAUUCAUAUAACAAUAUCAGGAUAGUGGUAAAGAUAAGUUAGUGUAGACUUAAGCUGUCUCGUCUCACAUUACACCAACUAAUAAUUAUUCUCCUUGAUAUUUGUAUUGGAACACAGUUAUUAUAAGCAGAUACUAAAUUAUGUCAUAUUUAUAUCAAUAGGCUAAAGUAAAAAGUAAAGUUUUCUGAGCAAAACUCUGUGAUGGGAAAAAUAAUUCUAAAGAUCUAGUAUUAACUGAAAGUGAAACCGAGGCCCUGAAGAUUGUUUUUCCUUCUAGUUGAUAAAGAUACAGCUAUUAAUACUCACAUGAUAAUCUUUUGAAAUGUAAGGGAAAAUAGUCUCUACGUGCAAUCCGGGCCGAGUUUCACGGCGACUUUAAAAGUUGAACUUUUCAGUCUUUUCGCGCAAAGGGUUGUGUAUUAUUUUUUAUGUAGUACAAAUGUGUUCGCAAUUUGAUUGCUGCUGUAGUGUUCCUUUUGUUCUUAUUCAAAAUAACUUUGUUGGGUAUUUAUUUGGAAAUUUGUAUUUUUAAUAUCUUAAUGUAAUCUGUAAUCUUAUUACUGUCUUAAAUAAUGAGGCGAGCGUAAAAUUCGUAAUAGUAAAAUUAUGUAUAACGGCUGCCUUAAUAAUAGUAAUAUUUGUAUCAAUCUGUACACGAUCCUCGUAUGUUCCCGGGCCCGUACCAAAUAAUAGGGUAGCGAGCGCGGGCCGGCCGCGGCGCGCCGGCGCACCCGUUACGCGACUAGUCAAUUGUACAAUCAUUUGUGCUUCGUUGUUAUUAAAAUAUGCUUAAGUGCCUUCAGAUAUAUGUAAGCGAAAUUCAGUAAAUAUUUUUUUACUCGAUACGUUUGAUGAUAUUGCACCAACUUCAUAUCAUUUGUAGGUAUAAAUUAGUUAGAGUAUUAUUUCGUCGGCUUCCAAUUGGUGACGUGACGGCGGUUGCGGCGGCCGGCCCAGCGCCCCGGCCCGGCUCUGUCUUAUUACCUCAUUCAAUAACCUCACGUAGUGUGUCCUAUAUCAAAAUAUUUUAUCGACUCUGUACUUACGCGCACUGCACUGUUAUUUGGUACACACUUUACUUCUGUUUAAGUUACUUUAAGGUGUUUAUCGUAAAUUUUAUCAGAUAUCGAUAUAUUUUCCUGUUAUUUUUCUGAUACUACCUAAAAGCAAUGUAUUUUACAAAACAAAGCAGGAGAACAAUAAUUAUUAUGUAAGUGUAACAGUUAGUGAAUUUAAGUGUGCUAUUUUCCAUUCCAGAACUCAACGAUAUCAAUGUUCAUGUAAAACUUAUGUUCGGGUUUUAAAAAUGUUAUUAUUGUAUAAUUAAACUAAACCUUAUGUGAUUGAAAUGCAAUGUUUAGAAGUAUUUUUAUCUUUAUUUUUUACCAUUAAUUAAUAAAUAGUUAGUAGAGAUCUAUUUGAGAGUCUAAUGUAUCAAUUAUUUGUAAAGUUGGCUGUAACUAAUUAGAAGUUACAAUAAGUAGACAUAUUUUAAUAUAAACAUUUGGAGAAAAAUUUUAUGUAGACGACAAAUAGUUGUUUUGAUCAUUAUGUGAAGUGUUGUAUUGUAUCGUAUCGUUAGCGCAAUGUGUACGCACAACGGUGAGGCGGGUCGAGGGAGCGCCCCGGCGCGGCCCGGCCCGGCCCGCGGGCCCGGGGCCCGGCCCUGCCGGCCGCAUGCCUCCUCGACCGGUAGACCCGAGACUCUCACUGCACAGCACUGCUAGACUAAUUCAGUUAUUGCGUAAGGAUAUUUUUCUUACAUUUCGAUAAGAGUAAUGUUUAUAGUAUAGGCAAUAAUAAUGUUUAACAAAAAGUCCCUAUUUAAUCGAACUGACGACAGAAACGCAUGUUAUAUUUGUGGCCUCUUUAUAAAUAAGAUCUAAGUUACAUGUUAAAGAAAAUUAAUUUUGCUAUGCACAGAAAUGAUACUCAAUUAAUUGCCAAAAAGUUAUAUGUAUAUUCAUAGUUCAACAAUAUUUCUUUUGGGCAUAUUUACUUUGAAUUUAUUAUGCAAACUUAGAUUAUGAAUAAGUAGGUUGUAGAUUUAUAUGUAGAGUGAAUGCAUAUAUUAUAAUAUAUCUAUAUAUUUAAAAUAAGGUGAAUUUGAGAGGUAUCAAUUUCAUUGUAUUGUUCUUAAGUUUAGAUAAUAAAUGGGUUUAGCCAUACUUCGGCUGGUUUGAUAUGUAUGUUAUCUGAUUAAUUGUAAAAAAAAUAAAAAAAAUCAUUAAAAUU
Messenger RNA from Ostrinia nubilalis (European corn borer), 13628 nucleotides. RefSeq names its product protein Gawky (gene gw). NCBI's taxonomy places the organism in Eukaryota, Metazoa, Arthropoda, Insecta, Lepidoptera, Crambidae. Gene Ontology annotation, molecular function: protein binding; nucleic acid binding. Gene Ontology annotation, cellular component: nucleoplasm; P-body. Bases 465 to 4460 code for a protein of 1331 amino acids. The record is from RefSeq and is a predicted model, not a curated record. The transcript has 19 exons. Gene Ontology annotation, biological process: miRNA-mediated gene silencing by inhibition of translation; positive regulation of nuclear-transcribed mRNA poly(A) tail shortening.